CCAAAACGCUUUUCAUACCAAAUGGAAGUAUGCAAAAUGAUGCCGUAAACACGACUUCUCGUCCAAUCAAGCGACGAGUCUAGUCCAUCUGUAAACCGAGUUUUGUUCCGCAGCGUGUCCGUCUUAAGUUCUGCCUUUUUGCUACCUUGCGGAACGUUACUCAUAGCGCUACCGAACCUAUUUGUGCAUUGACCGAUCCAAGUUCGUCUGAUCUUAAACUCUAUGGCAGAUUUUCGCCUCGUCAACCCAGAAGGUUGGGAAUACGAUCUUCAGUCUGUAUACUCUGCUUAUAUAGGCUACUUCCAGUUGCACAAUGUCCCGUGGUACGACCGGACAUGGGGACAGUUCUUCGAGACGUUUGAGCAAUUUCUGGGAUUUUCAUGGCCUGUCAUUACUGUUACAGACUCAUGGACUGGCCGUGCGCACAUUGUCACCCGACUGACGACCGUCGGUGCGUUCAUCAAGAUGAUCAAGACUCGUUUCGGCGAAACACUUCCAACGCCCGACAACAUGCUCAAAGUAACGCACUUCGAGACGUCCCAGCGACAUCUGCGGAACGUUGCAGACUGGGCGACCUACAAGAAGCUAUACACGACGCUACCAGCAGUGGCGCUUGCAGCGUUUAAAACUCGGAUACGUGCUGGCGAGCCGAAGGCUAUCCGAGAAUUAUGGGCCAAGCACGACAAGACAUUUUUAGCCAUUGACUUUGAGUGGAGCGAAAGGAAUCCAGCGACGUUUUUGGAAUGGGGCUAUGCGGCUGUUCGGUGCGGGCAUCUUGAAGCCGUUGGCGCGUGGCCUCCGAUGCCUGAGUCAAAUUAUCGGAAGGGUCAUUAUAUCAUUGGCGAUUACGUGGACAAGAUCGUCAACAAGCAUUGUCCUACGUAUCCCUGGCAGUAUGCCUGGGGUGACAGCCAAGUAAUACCAAAAUCAAAGUUACCUCAAAUCGUACAGUCUGUGAUUAGCAGUCUAGUAAGCCCAGACGCAGAAACCACCGCCAACAGCCUCGUCCUCGUAGGCCACGGCGUCACCUCUGACAUCCAGCGCCUUGAAGAAACCAAAAUCAAAAUCCCAAACAACGUUCUCAUAAUCGACACCGCCUCCUUCGAACGCGCGCUCUUCAACGCCGGCGAGCGAGGAACGAUGCACGACCCCAAAACAGGCAAACUCCGCGCCCAAGGCUCUACGCUCUCCCUCGGCGGGCUUUUACACUCCUUAGGGAUCGAGCCCCCAUGUGCACUGCAUAACGCAGGCAACGACGCGUUUAUGUGUUUGCUUGCGUUGCAGAAGAUGAUGGAGCCUGGGACAACUACGCCUGAUCCUGAUGCAAGGAGGAAGUCGAAGUUGGCGGGGUUGGCUAUGGGGGCGCCGAUGCCGGUGGCUUUUAUGGGGCAUUUGACGGUAGUAGAUGGGGGACAGCCAAUGUCUGGCUAUUUUAAGUCGCCUGGUGGGUUGGGAUCACCGAGGGUGAGGGAGCGUGGGGUGGUGGAUGGUGAGAUGGAUGUGGUGCAUAGGAUUUCAAAGUAUGGGAGUGCGUCUCCGCCUGGGACGGGUGGGAGCUGGAAGGAUGACAAGGACAGGGACAGAGAGGAGAGGGAGGGGUGGAUCAGGUCUGCUAAGGGGCUGCGGUCGGUGACGAAGUGAUACUGGUUGGUUGGUGUUGGUUGGACACUUGAGUUUGAGCUUGAUAUUUGAUACCUUGACUCCUAAUUUCUUUCGAGUAUGAUGUUCUCUUUGUUUCGUUUCGUUCCUCAUGGGAUUUUUUUGCUACUCGUCUGCAUACCUUACAUGCACGUAUAGUAAAACAGUAAUGCUUGUCUCGGACUUAUAGGACUCUAUUGUACUAUGUAUACAGUCAUGAUACGUAUAAACACUGGUGC
Molecule: messenger RNA, 1877 nt
Organism: Suillus subalutaceus
Lineage: Eukaryota; Fungi; Basidiomycota; Agaricomycetes; Boletales; Suillaceae
Exons: 10
Coding region: 223-1641 (472 amino acids)
Cellular component (GO): nucleus
Molecular function (GO): nucleic acid binding
Source: RefSeq, a predicted model, not a curated record